AUGGGCGAUGACGGAAACCAACAGCCAGAGGACACGUACGAGGAUUUACGCGAGGAAGAGGUGUUUGCGGAGGAAAUGGCACCGGCACAACCCGAAUCAAUUCCUUUGCAUCGACGCGAUCUACGGAGCAUUCUAGACGCUAUCAGUCGAUUGGCUCUGGGCCAAAGAGGCGGAGCAAAGCGGCCCCGAGAUCAAGAAGCACCGCGUUCCUACGAGGGAAUAGCCCUAACGGCCGUGGCCAAUCGACUAGGCUUAGAGACUGUCGUCUCAGUGAUCUCCAACACUUUACAGACGGAUAAAGUUACAGAUACAAUCAAGUUAUACAAAGCUCAACUGGAAAGAUUUAUGGCUUGGAAAGAAAGCUGA
Cylicocyclus nassatus is the source of this 366-nucleotide messenger RNA. The record is from the annotation of a GenBank genome assembly. NCBI's taxonomy places the organism in Eukaryota, Metazoa, Nematoda, Chromadorea, Rhabditida, Strongylidae.